This is a messenger RNA of Rosa rugosa (rugosa rose), 1387 nucleotides long. RefSeq names its product germin-like protein subfamily 3 member 4. The record is from RefSeq and is a predicted model, not a curated record. Gene Ontology annotation, molecular function: manganese ion binding. NCBI's taxonomy places the organism in Eukaryota, Viridiplantae, Streptophyta, Magnoliopsida, Rosales, Rosaceae. The coding region runs from base 462 to 1127 and encodes 221 amino acids. Gene Ontology annotation, cellular component: cell wall. The transcript has a single exon.
GUUCUUCAUUUCAUCAACUUUAUCGAAUCAAGGAACUGAUAAUCUCUUAUUUUAGAAUUCAGAUGUCCCUUUCCUAAACACUUCUAUCAUGUGUCGAUAGCGAUAUUGCUUCUCUGGGUUGUAACAAGAGUAAAGCAAGAGACUAGGUUAUGAUAUUGGCUGCAAUAGUCAUAAUCGCAGCUAUUUUCUUUCCUGUAAUGGCAAGAAUAGUGGUAUAGGGUCCAUACGGAGACCUGGGAGCUGAAAAGCAAAAUCCAAACACCAGGCAUUUCAACCUUAUUGAGACAAAUCAUAUAUCUUCUAAGCAAUGAACUUCUUAUACUAUAAUCCAUUUCACACCCAGUAGUGAACUCCAAGCUUAAGAAAUUACUUCCAUUUCUUCCUACCUCAAAGACAUUACCUAUUUAUACACUAAACCAUACUGCCUUGAUUACUACUAAGCAAACACAAGAGCACCCAAGAUGAAUAGUCCAUCUUUUGCUUGCUGCUUUGUCUUUCUAUCAGUGAUCUUCUGUUUCUGCACUAAAAUCUCCUUAGCGGAUUCCGAUAAUCUCCAGGACACAUGCCCUACAUCCCCGCUAGCAAAACAAACCAUCUUCAUCAAUGGCUUCCUUUGCAAGAAUCCAAACGACAUCAGCUCCUCAGAUUUCAAGACUACCCGACUGACCCAACCGGGCGACACAGACAACUUCUCUGGCUCCGCAGUAACCAUUGUCACUGCUGCAGAGUUUCCAGGCUUAAACACUCUUGGCCUCUCAAUUGCAAGAACUGACUUCAGAGUUGAUGGUCUGGUGAGGCUCCACUCCCACCCAAGAGCUACGGAAAUGUUCUUUGUCAGCAAAGGCCUCGUGCUAGUGGGGUUCAUCGACACAUCAAACGAGCCAUUUGGGACGUUUCUUAAGGAAGGAGACGUGUUCGUGUUCCCCAGGGGCCUGCUUCACUUUUGUUUGAAUCCUGGCUAUGGCACUGCCACUGGUUUAUCGGUGUAUAAUAGCCAGAAUCCAGGGGUGGUGACCAUGGCUGAUGCCAUGUUUGAGCCUACGCCGGAUGUGAUAAAGAAGCUUACAAAAGGGUUUGUCACUGGUCUCCUUAGAAAUGCUACUCUAAGCGGAAUUUCAAGUUUUUAACAUGCAGUAAUUCAGAAUUAUCAUAUUUGAAGAUAAAUAGUUGUGUGUGUAUUACUACUAGCUAGUUGAUGAUUGCAUAGCGUGUCGAUAGUGUGAAGUGUGAUGAGUUUGUGGGCUAAGAGCAAAAGUGGUCAUAAAUUAAGCCCCAUAAAGAUGUAAAAGCUUUGUGGCCUAUUUAUUUCAUAACAGAUUAUUGUAAAUUGUACUUUUGAUCCCCAAACGGUGAUAGACCCAUACUAUGUAUUGUAUAAUUAUCCUAU